UGGCAACUGAUGUAUAGAAAAUAAAACAUACAAAUAAUUUGUCCGUGAAAGAAUAUGGCUAUUUAAAGUCAAACUCAUGAUACAGAAAGUGCGGAAACAUCACUUUUUAUUUCUGCAUUCUCAUCAAAUCUGCAGUCAAAUAUCUAAGAUAACCCAGGUAAUAUUAUCUGUAACUACGGUCCUAAAUUGCAGAAUCAAAAUCUAUCAGCUGAUUUGCGGUACAUUUCAACGUGUUCCACGUACGUCAAUUGCAAAUAUUCCAUUCUGCCUGAAAUUGGUAUUAGAAUGAGAAAAGUCUUUUCGUCUUGAUAAUACGGAUAAUGAAAAUAUCAGUGUAUCCCAGUUCUUGCCGAUAACAGCAUGUUUCGAACGAGUCAGCUCAUUAUCGGUUUUUGUUCCCCUUCUUAUCAGAGAACUUUAUGGAAACGUUUUAUCGGCACAAUGCCGAGUCGUUUGGUGGCAGUUUGUCAGAUGACUUCAGGGCCAGACAAGGAAAAGAAUUUUGAAGUAGUUCGUGAUCUGGUCGUUGAAGCAAAGCGGAGAAAUGCUGCUAUUGCUUUUCUUCCUGAAGCUUGUGAUUAUUUAACCGACAACAAAAAAGAUAUUGUUGCCUUCGCAGACACUCUAGAUGGAAAUUUAGUAAAACAAUACAAAGAACUGGCAGCACAAGAAAAAAUAUGGUUGUCUGUCGGGGGUAUUCACGAAGCGGUGCCUGAAAAUCGGGAAAAAGUUUUCAAUUCCCACCUUAUAAUAAACGAAAAAGGGGAAAUUGUUUCGGUGUAUCGAAAAUUACACCUGUUUGAUAUGAACAACAAGGCAACCGGGGUUCGGUUAAUGGAAUCCGAUUACGCAAUGAAGGGUUCCAAAAUUGAAUGGCCAGUUUCUACCCCUGUUGGAGAAAUUGGACUUAGUAUCUGUUAUGAUAUGAGAUUUCCAGAACUCGCUUUGUGCCUGCGGGACAUGGGUGCCAAAAUUUUGACCUAUCCUUCAGCUUUUACAUAUCAAACUGGUGCCGCUCACUGGGAUGUAUUACUUAGAGCUAGAGCUAUAGAGUCCCAAUGCUAUGUAAUAGCAGCUGCUCAAACAGGAACUCAUAAUAGAAAAAGAGUCAGCUGGGGUCACGCAAUGAUUGUCGAUCCCUGGGGUUCGGUUAUAGCGCAGUGUUCUGAAGGAACUGGAAUAGCGAUAGCAUCGAUCGAUCUCGAAUCACUCCACAGAACCCGUCAAAACAUGCCAGUUGAAAAUCACCGACGCACGGAUAUUUAUCCAGAAAUAAAACCUUUAAAUUUGUGAAGUAC
Molecule: messenger RNA, 1298 nt
Organism: Belonocnema kinseyi
Lineage: Eukaryota; Metazoa; Arthropoda; Insecta; Hymenoptera; Cynipidae
Gene: NitFhit
Product: deaminated glutathione amidase
Exons: 8
Coding region: 361-1293 (310 amino acids)
Biological process (GO): nucleobase-containing compound metabolic process
Molecular function (GO): hydrolase activity, acting on carbon-nitrogen (but not peptide) bonds, in linear amides; bis(5'-adenosyl)-triphosphatase activity
Source: RefSeq, a predicted model, not a curated record